Molecule: messenger RNA, 1024 nt
Organism: Cololabis saira (Pacific saury)
Lineage: Eukaryota; Metazoa; Chordata; Actinopteri; Beloniformes; Belonidae
Gene: epdr1
Product: ependymin related 1
Exons: 3
Coding region: 70-738 (222 amino acids)
Biological process (GO): cell-matrix adhesion
Cellular component (GO): extracellular region; lysosome
Molecular function (GO): calcium ion binding
Source: RefSeq, a predicted model, not a curated record
UGCAGCUUCCCAUCAGCAGGUGCGGCCCGUUAUAAACACCAGCUGGUCCAGCUGACGGGACUGAUCAACAUGAGCGGACUGCUGCUGCUGCUGUUGUCGCUGUCUGCGGCCGCCGCGGCCCCGCACCCCGGGACCCCGCACCCCGGAGCCCCGCAACCCGGGGCCCCGCACGCCCCGCACUCCGGGCCCUGCCUCGCCCCGGCCCAGUGGGAGGGCAGGUGGGUUGUUUACGACCACAGCUCCGGCAGGAACAGGCGGGCCGCCGUCUCCUACGACGGGCCGAACCAGAGGAUCCGAGUCCUGCAGCAGCACAAGAAACACACCCCGUGUCAGAGGUUUUAUGAGUACAUCUACUUGUACCAGAGCAUGGUGAUGUUCCAGAUCGACCAGAAGACCAAGGACUGCUCCAAGAUCUCUCUGACGGAGGCCUGGGAUCCGUUUGACAUCCCAGUCAACUCCACGUUCGAGGACCAGUACUUGAUCGGGGGCCCGGGAGACAACGUGGAGGUCCAGGAGUGGUCGGACAGGAAGCCGGCACGCCAGCACGAGACGUGGGUGGGCGUUUACACCCUGAAGGACUGCUACCCGGUGCAGGAGACGUACAUCCGGAACACCAGCGUCACCACCUCCACCCGUUUCUUCAGUCUGCAGCUCGGCAUCAGCGACCCCGACGUCUUCACCCCGCCCAUCACCUGUCAGUCAGCCCGCCCCGAGCGGAUGGCCGAGUCCGUCUGCUGAAGCCUUGAACCUUCAACCCGUAGCACCUUCCAGAGCCCGAAUCACUCCCUCCUCCGCUCACUCCCUAAAACACGUAGCAGCAGUGGAAGAAGUCCAAUCACCUACUGUACAUGCCGAGGUUAAAAUAAUACGCUCUUGCUUUCAGUCACUGAUGUCAAAUUUAAUAGCAACAUUUAUUUAAAAAGACUUAUCAAAAUAAAAGAUUGGUUCUGACACACAACUACUGCAGUGAACUACUUUAGAUGUUCAUGGAUGAUGAAAUAAAGCUGAAGGAUUGUGAGAUUAA